CGGAGUUGUAAGCCCAGGGCUCGAAGGGUCGGUUUCACACUCUCAUCACUACAUGGACGAAUUUAGCAAAGUUUGUGUCGUUUUUCCCCACAGGCCGUUUUUCUGUGUGCUCCUGCUCGCCGCAGUCCUGUCUUCUUGUACAGGAUCAGCAGCCUCAGUCGAUACUGUACUAAAAAUCGUGGCCACUGCAGGUGAAACUGUCCUUCUGCCCUGCAUCACCACUGCCAGCAAUGAUGUGCCACCAGUGGAGUGGACUAAACAGGGUACACAUUCAUCAUCAGUCAUCGCCUUCCUGUACCGGGAUGGAUGUGAGACCUUUGAGAUGAAGGAUCCGGUCUUUCGGUACAGAACAAAUCUCGUCAUGCAUGAACUUCACCAUGGAAACCUCUCAAUGUUGAUGUCCAACGUGCAACCAAAUGACAGUGGAAUAUACCAGUGUGUGAUUCCGAACAAGAAAAAGCAAGUCCUCACAACUCUGGAGCUGUUUGUAGGUGCCGUUUCUGAGCCGAGACUCUUAGUUGUUCCAGGUGUGGGAGGUGGACUGACUCUGCAGUGCGAGGCCAGGUGCUGGUUCCCCGAGCCUCUGAUCACUCUGUUUGAUAACCAGGGAAUUGAGCUCAGUGCUGAACCCCAAAGGAGAUUAAAGAACACCCCUGGGUGCCUCACGGUCAUAAGAAGAGUGACUCUGCAAGCUGCUACCAACAGGGUCACCUGCAGAGUCCAUCAGCCUGAGAUAAACCAGACCAGGGACUCCGAGAUUUACAUACCAGAGGAGUGCCUGAGAUCCUGCACUGUAAUCAUUGCAACCACUGCUGCAAUUACAACCAUUGUAGUUGUGUGUAUCUGUGCUGCUGUUGCCUUUUUAGUCAAGAAACAUUACUUCUGUGCAGGGCAACAAAAAUUUAGACCUGUUAAUGAAGACAAAGACGUCACUGGAUUAACCACUAAAAGGAGUGACCACAAAUCCAAGCCAGAUCAAGUCCAACAGCCCAGGCAGUCUGCAAAUGAGCCCAGAUCCUCACCGGGCACCUCAAGGCGCUACAUCCCACCCCCACCAAAGUCUCCCUACAACAGCAACGCCCCCAAACCAGCAUCCUCAAACAACAUCGAUCGUCCAAAAUCUGGCUGCUUACCACAGACCAACGAUUCAGAACCUGUCGUUUCAGGACAAAAUCCAGCAUACAUGAAAAAAACCAGAAACAGUGGCAGUUCUGCUGUUUCAACAAGUGAGGGUGCUGCACCAUCCAUCCCUCCUCCAGAUUCAAAAGAAAAGCCUCCUUCACGUUCAAUGAGUGUGUCUGAACGACAGCCUCGUGGAGGUGUUGUAAGAUCUCCGCGCAGGAAUACCUUCUCUGUCCCGACUAACAACCCCUUCAGCGUCCUGUCAGAAGACUCCGAAGACGCAAAGCCGCUGAUCUAGAUGAAGAGUGGUAACAUUUGACGAGGCAGCUUUUGUGUUUGCAUAUAUGAAACAAAACAUGCCAGGUUAAUGAUUAAAUCUUAGUAAAAGCUGUCAGUUAGAUGGGAGUUUGGGUGGUUUAAAAAAAAAAUGUAAUACAGGUUUACAAAAUGCUUGAUCCAACUGAGCCUAUGAAGACAGCUGGACCAUCAGCUGUGAGCAGGAAAGCUCAAUGUAGCACAUCACCACAAACCUUUACAGCUUGGGAGAAGUGAUCUUUUAAUACCUGUUACACAUGGCUGUCCAUAAGGAAAUAUUUCUGUUUUAGUACCAUCUAUUUAUAACAGAAACUCGCUGUAAGUUGGAGGGGAAAAAAACAAAAAUAUAAACAUGUUCUUAACUUGUUUCAAUAAGCUUAACUAGCACAGACUUUUUUUUUUUUCUUUUCUUUUGGCAUUUUCACAGUUAUGCUUCUGGUACUCGGUGCUUAUUGAUCAGCAAGACAUCAGCGUCCAGUCAGUGUUUGGGUCAGACUGUACACACACAUAUCUGUGAGUAAAUUACAUGUGAUGGGAUAUUGUCCCUGCCAGGCGGUCGGCACGUUUUUAAAUUUGUGAACCUGAUGAUUUGGGAACGAUGUGACCUAAGAUAUUUAAAUUGAUAUCACAGUUGCAUCUACUAAAAAUCUAAAGAUCUGAACUAAAAAUUCAAAUCUUGAGGCCAUUGACCUCAAGGUCAGAGGUCAAGUUUUCAGAAAAUAUUGUGGAUGCGAUACAUUGAGAACAAUGUGACCUGGGAUGUUCAAAUUUAGGCCGUAGAUGCAUCUGCUAAAAGUUUUGGUUGACUUGUCAAUCACAGAAAGUGACAGCAUUUAUUUUUUUAAAUUCCUGGUUCUAACAGUCAUUUGCUUUUGAGAUGAUAUUGUUAAUAAAGUUACUGAGGCUCAUAUGCACCCCAUUAAGAUGUAUUGUGCCAACUAAGAGUGUACUGCGAGGAGGCUGAGGGGGAGCACUGGCAGGUGACCGUAUUGUAUCAGGGGAAACAAUAUUCAGAACCUCCAUUAUAUUAGCUUUGUAAUUUUUUUUUUUUUUUUUUUUUUUUGUCACUGGUGGAAAGGUGCAGGCUUGCAAUGUUGUCACUUCUCCAGGUAAACAUAUACCUUAUUCCUUAUAUAGACAAAUGGGAAUAUGUAGGGGGAAAAAAGUAUCUAAAAAGUUAAAUUAAAGUUGUCAUGUAAGUAAAAAUUGUUGUAAUUACUGGGUUAAACCAGGCUGUGCUUUCCAGUAAUAUUUUAUCACACUGAAAUCAAUUUAACAAUAGUCUGAUUUCCAAAGAUUAUCAAUAUUAUAUUUUUAUACACCCAUUGAAAGUUGGGGGCAUGGAAUUUUCCACUCAACAACUGGAACACCGUUAAGCCUACACUUAACAGUCUUCAUGGGUCGAUAGCUUAUGACUAAAGCAAGAUUAGGGUUUUAUAUGGGGUCACUGGGAUCAAGGUCAUAUCGUUUUAAAUCUUUGUUUUUUGUUCAUUUUUUUUUUUUUUUAAAUCCAGAAAUGGUUUGAAGGUUUUGGAUGAAACCUUGCAUAAUUAUUCUUCAUAUCAAGACAUUAUGCAGAGAUCAACUCCUGGAGGUUAAGGUCACAUAAUUAUUAUUAAAUCUUUAUUUUUUUAUGUGACAACAAACGGGAUUAAUGCAGUGCGAUGGGCGUAUUUUGUCCCGCUAGAUGUUGCUCUUGUUACCAGUUGCUCUUGGAAUUAAACAAAAAUUUAAAGACGCUAUUUGAAAAAUGAAAUGUUGAGCAGUUAACAUUUGCUCCAUUGCUUAUCUGUUGGAUGACUCGGCUGUUCUGCCUCCUGGGUUGGAGAUGGAACGAGAAGACUGUCUCCCCUUCUCAGCAGGUGCAGUUAUUCUGUCACCUGUGCCACUGAAUAAAUCAAACUACAAUAGUAAUCCAAUCAUUCACAACUGUAUACGUAUCUGGAAGCAACUUAAGAAACAGUUCAAGCUUAGAAAUGUGUCUUUCCUAUUACCUAUAGUGGCGAACCCCUCAUUUGCCCCUUGUAAUUCAGGUGGCUCUUUUUUUACAUGGAAAGACAUGGGAAUCCAGACUUCAGGCGACCUGUAUGUGGAGGGAGUGUUUACAUCUUUUCAAUAGCUUAAGGAAAAAUAUACUCUCCCACAAUGUGACUUCUUUAAAUAUUUGCAGGUCAGGAGCUGUCAAAUCACAUCUCUCUGAUUUUGAGGGUGCAGAGCCAGACAAAUUGGAUGGCUGUUUAAAAUAUCUAACUCUGUGUUUAGAAUAAAUUAGAUUUCUGCUCAGAAAAAAACUCAAGGAAUUUGAUGAGAUUUGGGACCAUUUUGUCUCCUAUUUGAAAGGCUUAAAGUAAUUUAAAUCCUGUAGAUGACGAUGCUAUGAGUAACACUCGGGGGUGUUUGCAUUUAUAUGUUGGUUUGUUUCGGUUUUUUUUUUCCCCUCACUAUUUUACUGUCUUGUGGAAUGUUACAUAGUUGUUGUUGACUUUCCGUAUAGGGUCUUUGUUAUUUGAUGUGAUGUAUUUCUUUUCAUUCCUUUAAUAAUGACAAGAUUUCCUCAUAGUUUUUGUUGUGUUUAGAAAAAAGAGGACAGGAAGAAAAAUUUUUUGUUUGUUUGCUUUUGUUUUUGUUUUUGAUUUUUCUUUUCUUCUUGCUAAAAUGUUAAAUGAAUACCUUUAUUAGAAUGAAUGAACAUGUUUCUUUCAAUAAAAAUAUUUAAGACAAAAAAGAAAAAUGAAAUGUACAAAAAACUAAAGAUGCUAUGAACCUUGAGUUUGGAACUGCACCCAAGUUUUAUUUUUGCUGUGAAAACUGCAGUUUAUUCAGGCAUCAUGUAGCCAUCUGCUGCUUCGCUGCAGUGAAAAUAAUCAAACUACAAAUACUUUUAGUGGUUAUUUUUCUGCUCUUGGGACUUUGUUGCUGGGAUAUAAAUCCUCCUUAUUUCACACUUUUAUCUUGAAUGUGAUGUUCAUACACAUUCAGUACAGAUGUUUCACUACAGAGGUUUCACUGUUGGGGUUGUGUACAGUUUUUAAUGCUACAUUUGAAUAUCUUUAAUAUGUCAGUGUUUUUACUUUUUAUUAUAUACAUAUAUAAAAUAUGCCUCCUGGAUAAAUCACGUCAUUACAUUGAUCCAAAACCUGAAACUUGGAUUUCUGAGCCUCAUUCUUAAUGUGAUUUUUUUUUUCCCCUAGCACUUAACUUUGUAUCCUCAUCAUUUAAAUUUUUAUUGACUCAAUUAAUAUUUGUAUGAAAUCUGUAUGAAUAAAUGCAUAUUUUUUCCUC
This is a messenger RNA of Archocentrus centrarchus (flier cichlid), 4719 nucleotides long. RefSeq names its product butyrophilin subfamily 2 member A1-like. Gene Ontology annotation, biological process: regulation of cytokine production; T cell receptor signaling pathway. NCBI's taxonomy places the organism in Eukaryota, Metazoa, Chordata, Actinopteri, Cichliformes, Cichlidae. Gene Ontology annotation, cellular component: external side of plasma membrane. The record is from RefSeq and is a predicted model, not a curated record. The coding region runs from base 53 to 1420 and encodes 455 amino acids. The transcript is spliced from 6 exons. Gene Ontology annotation, molecular function: signaling receptor binding.